Mya arenaria is the source of this 1790-nucleotide messenger RNA. RefSeq lists its product as uncharacterized. Bases 443 to 1075 code for a protein of 210 amino acids. NCBI's taxonomy places the organism in Eukaryota, Metazoa, Mollusca, Bivalvia, Myida, Myidae. The record is from RefSeq and is a predicted model, not a curated record. The transcript has 5 exons.
UUUUGAAUGAACUUUCUCCUUAGAUUUUUUUGUUUCGUUAAUAAGCUAAAAGUAUUAAUUUUGAAUGUCCAGCCAAAAUAUAUUUUUGAAUAAGUGUUAAAUAAAUGGACAUAUAGCUUCAUAACCAGUUAACAGACAGAAACAGACAAAGUGAUAUAAUUUAUAUUAUAACAGUUGCUACAGUGUUAAUUUUAAAUGUCCUUCCCCGGCUUCCAUACUACACUGUUAAACAAGCACGCUUAGGAAGGUUUAUUUUGAAAAGAGUAGUGUCAAUGUGCAUAAGAUACGUGUAGCAGUCUAGAAAGGCGUUUUGAGGUCGUAGGAUUAACAGUUUGCGAUCAUACGAAAUCAGUUUUGAUCAUACGACUUCUUUAAUGUGAUCUGAUAAUAUCUAUAGGACUUCUGAAUUUGAUUAUUUACUUAUUUUCUCAUAAUCAGGGACAUGGAGCCGACACGCGAUUAUAUGGACGGAGCCGACAUCACCUGGCGUCACGAAAAGCCAAACUAUGACGACAUUAACCGGAAGUACAUGAAGGAGAAGCAACGGAACCAUGCUGAAGGCUCUCUUGAGAAGACUGUAGAAAAUCUCGUUAAAACUUGGGAAAUGGAAAGUUCACAUAAAAUGGACGAAAAGGACUGGCAAUCAGUCGACAAGAACGUGUUCUACAUUGCAAGCAAUGGCGGAAAGAAGUUUACCUUAGAGGACAAUAUAAAACUCGGCAACUACAAUAUACUCAUGGCAGACAGCCCAUUGUACGAUGCAUCCAUCACCAAUCAACAGUCGCACGAUAUCUUUAGGACUGCGUUGCCUGGAGGGUUUGCCUGGGAGGUUCUUGACGUGUACUCUGGGCCUCCAGAUGUGUCAUUCACGUGGCGCCAUUGGGGAAACUGGGAAGGUCAUUACAACGAAGUCCCGCCUACCGGAGAGAACAUUGAAAUGAUUGGUCACUGUGUUGCUCGAGUGACGGACCAACUAAAGAUCCAGUCAAUCGAUGUGUAUUACGACCCUAAUUCAAUGCUGAGCAAGCUGUCGAACUUUAGCGAGAAGGGCUGUCCUUUUACGAAAAAGUGUUGAGACGGCAGUAUGUGUAACACUCUCAAAUGGGCAGGGAGUAUAACUUAAAGCUGGUUUCCAAAAAUGACUUCAAAAAAGUAUCGUCAAUUGGCACAUACACGGACAUUAUUAUUUCAAGAAACCCACACAUAUGCUGUAUAUUAUUGAAAUCGCUCUUUUGUGACAUUAACCUACUUACACAUAUAUCUUCAAUCAAUCAUUAUUUAGUCUUACCCUUUUUUAACACGCAUGUAAUAAAAAUACUGAGGUAAUAACCACGAGUUACUUCAAUUAGUUCUAUCCUGUGGUAAAUGUGUAAUGACCCUGUCAUAACAGGACAUAUUGAAUUGAACAAUUUGGGACGUUUUGCCCAAAUCGGGGACGUUUUGACUAUCGGACGUUUAAAUCUAGGGACGUUUUGACCUGCAACCGACUUGCAUAUUAAGAAUUUACCUAUUGAUGCAUUGGACACUUUUGAAAACAUGGGACUUUCAUAUAUUAACCUGAAAUUUAAUUAUAAUAUAUAACAUUUAUGAUUCAAGUAAUACUUCUUACGUCAUUAUCCAUUGGUUUAUAAACGAUGAGAUGUUGAUCUGAAUAUGCAAAGUAGGUAAAAUUCCUACUUAACCAUAUUUUCAUUCUAUAUCAAAAUAACCAGUUUGCUGAUUCUUGAUAAUAGUAAUUCCUUAGAAUAUGUAUACUCCUUUGCUAAAAGUAAAAGACAUUAACUAACAUU